Messenger RNA from Coffea eugenioides, 1867 nucleotides. Its product is annotated as trihelix transcription factor ASIL2-like. NCBI's taxonomy places the organism in Eukaryota, Viridiplantae, Streptophyta, Magnoliopsida, Gentianales, Rubiaceae. The transcript has 2 exons. The coding region runs from base 361 to 1293 and encodes 310 amino acids. Gene Ontology annotation, molecular function: transcription cis-regulatory region binding. Gene Ontology annotation, cellular component: nucleus. The record is from RefSeq and is a predicted model, not a curated record.
AAGAAAAAAGAAACUAAAAAAUAGAAAAACCGUCCAACUAUGAACUAUCCGAUCACCAUCCGAAAUCCUAAUCCCUAUCCCCCACCUCACCCACUCACGCGUUCGUCGUCAUCACGCGCCCGUCCCGGCGACUUCACCGAUUAUUCUUCCUUCCCCUCUUUCCCUCUUUCCAUUCUUACCCUUCAUGCCUUCCCUCUUUCAUCCGUCUCUCUCGUCGCCAACCGGCAUUGGCACCCCCUCUUUUCCUAUCCUCCCUUUCUUUCUUCCUUCUUCUCCUCUUUACAAAAUAUAUAUAAUUGUAUAUAUCCUGCCAAUUUUUUCUCCAUCAGAUCGGCCGUGAUUUUUUUGAUCAGUUAAAAGAUGGGGGAAUUUAGUGAUUUAUCUCCGGCGCCGUUGCUACAGACGCCGCCGACCAGGAGUCUGCCUUUCCGGGAAGAUUGUUGGAGCGAGGAGGCGACUUCGACUCUGGUUGAUGCAUGGGGACGGCGUUAUUUGGAACUUAACCGUGGGAAUCUCCGGCAGAAGGACUGGCAGGAGGUUGCUGAUGCCGUUAAUGCUCGGCAUGGUCAUACUAAGAAGACUCGCCGGACCGAUGUUCAGUGUAAGAAUCGGAUUGAUACGUUGAAGAAAAAGUAUAAGAUUGAGAAAGCGAAAAUUUCCGAGUCCAACGGAACCCUAACUUCGUCGUGGCCGUUCUUUGCUAGGCUUGAUGCUUUGAUAGGGAAUAAUUUGAAGAAUCAGCAGCAAAAAACUUCUCCGAUGGUGAAUUCGUUAUCUUCUCACUCCCCGUUGUCGUUGCCUUCGCCGCCGAUGGGGAUUCCGUUGAUUAAUAUGAAGCUGCCGCAGCUGUUGCCGCCGGCUACGAGUGCGGCGGUGGAGCCAGUGGUGUUGCCUCAGAAGCGGCAGUUUUCCGCCGUGGAUGAUUCCUAUUUUAGGAAGAAUUAUUCGGCUGUGGCAGCUGCUGCGGCAGCGGCGGCGGAGGAGGUGGAGGAUGAUGAGGAGGAAGAUGGGGGAUCCGAAGAGGAUGAGGAUGAGGAGGUGGAGAGAGAAGAGGGGACGGUGGCAGGGGAGGAGGGAGUGAGGAGAUUGGCUAAGGCAAUUGAGAGGUUUGGAGAGAUUUAUGAGAGGGUCGAGAAUAUGAAGCAGAGGCAAAUGGUGGAGUUAGAGAAGCAGAGGAUGCAGUUUGCAAAGGAUUUGGAAGUGCAGAGGAUGCAGUUGUUUAUGGACACACAAGUCCAGCUUGAGAAGAUUAAGCAGUCUAAACGAUCUGGAUCAGAUGAUUUAUAUAGCUAGCUACUUGGAAGAGGAUGUAAUGGCCAUCUCGCGUGAAAUUCUCUGUAGCUUACUCAAGAGCGUAGAUGGUUACUGCUAUUUUUGGAAGAAGUACAUUAGGCAGUGAUACUAUCAUGAAUAUCAGUAAAUUAUCAGCAGCAGCAGCCAUUCCACGACUUAAUUAAACUGCAGUCACUAUUAUUGUAUUAUCCAUUUAUUUUUCUCGUGUCAUUAUGAAUCGGAAUGAGAGGAUCUAGUUUUUGCUCUUUAGCUUGUGGCCAACCAAAUUGAAGAUAAUGUUUGGGCCAGUCGACAUUUCCCUCAACUGCUUCAGCUUUUCAUCAGUGGAGAUAGUUGUCCUCUCUGUAAUUAUUUUCUGAAGUGAUUAUGUUGACAUUGCAAGUUUCGGGAAUCUUGUUGAGAAGACUUUGACAGAGAAUAGGGUGGCAACUGGGUUAUAAUCGAUGGAUUUUGUUCUCUUUUGCUGCAGGAGACAAUAAACGAAUUUAAUUUAGCUGACUAAAUGCGUAGCCAUCUUUUGCAUUUUCUUUGGUGUAAACUUCUCUUUCUUGGUCUAAAUCCAAUUUUGGAAGCA